Molecule: messenger RNA, 776 nt
Organism: Macrosteles quadrilineatus (aster leafhopper)
Lineage: Eukaryota; Metazoa; Arthropoda; Insecta; Hemiptera; Cicadellidae
Product: peptidoglycan-recognition protein SC2-like
Exons: 4
Coding region: 125-715 (196 amino acids)
Biological process (GO): peptidoglycan catabolic process
Molecular function (GO): zinc ion binding; N-acetylmuramoyl-L-alanine amidase activity
Source: RefSeq, a predicted model, not a curated record
CAUUCACUCUAAGAUUUCUUUUGAAUAUGUGUAUAUAGUAGUAUAAUUAGUAUUUUUUAAAGUUUUAUAUUGCUACAUGAAAAGUUGUUAGUUCAUAGUUCUUGUGAAAUCACUUCAGUACAAGAUGGUCAUUAAUGUAAUGACGAGAGACGUGUGGCACGCAGAGCCUCCAAGAGUAGAGUCGAUGAUCAUCAGAAAAGCUACGCACGUGUUUUGGAUGAAUGUGAAGAGAAACGUAUGUUAUACUAAGGUUCACUGUAUCGAACUACUCAAGAGGGCACAGAGAUACAACAUGAGCAUACAGAACCAGCGGGACAUAAGAUACAAUUUCAUGGUCGGCGGGGACGGGUUCGUGUAUGAAGGGAGAGGGUGGGGCCAACCCCCACUGCUACCUAGGGAAUUCGCCAGGGUCAACUCGGAGAGUGUUGUUAUCGGAUUUAUGGGCUUCUUCAACUCAGUACAAGAACUUCCAAAUAUAAUGUUCAAGUCGGGACAAACCAUCGUUGCCAACGGGGUGAGGUGCAGAUUCAUCGAGAGAGACUUCAUAUUUCACGACUUUCUCGUCAACAAAAAGAGAGGCGACGAAGAUGAGCAAUACAAAGAAAUCAAGCAGGGCAGACCUGUGUGGUACCCGAAGGACCCGUUGGCCAACAAAUUCCAACGUCAGGGUUUCAAAGAAGAGGCCAAAAGAUUGUUCCCCGGAAGGAGGGGAUGAAAUGUUUCCAAGCAUAUUUAAUUUUUACCAACUACUUGAUCUUAUUUCUAUUGUUUAUUCC